AUGCAGAUCUUCGUCAAGACCUUGACCGGCAAGACCAUCACCCUCGAGGUUGAGUCUUCCGACACUAUUGACAACGUCAAGUCCAAGAUUCAGGACAAGGAGGGCAUCCCCCCCGACCAGCAACGCUUGAUUUUCGCCGGCAAGCAGCUUGAGGACGGCCGCACUCUGUCUGAUUACAACAUUCAGAAGGAGUCCACUCUUCAUCUUGUUCUCCGCCUCCGUGGUGGUAUGCAAAUCUUCGUCAAGACCCUCACUGGCAAGACCAUCACCCUUGAGGUUGAGUCGUCCGAUACCAUCGACAAUGUUAAGUCGAAGAUUCAGGACAAGGAGGGCAUCCCUCCUGACCAGCAGCGCCUGAUCUUUGCUGGAAAGCAACUUGAAGACGGCCGAACCCUUGCCGACUACAACAUUCAAAAGGAAUCUACUCUUCAUCUCGUCCUCCGCCUCCGUGGUGGUAUGCAAAUCUUCGUCAAGACCCUUACUGGAAAGACCAUUACUCUGGAAGUCGAGUCAUCCGAUACCAUUGAUAAUGUGAAGAGCAAGAUCCAGGACAAGGAGGGUAUUCCUCCGGAUCAACAGCGACUCAUCUUCGCUGGCAAGCAACUUGAGGAUGGCCGAACUCUUUCCGACUACAACAUCCAGAAGGAAUCUACUCUCCACUUGGUUCUCCGUCUUCGUGGUGGCAUGCAGAUUUUCGUGAAGACACUCACUGGAAAGACCAUCACCCUUGAGGUCGAAUCCAGUGACACUAUCGACAACGUGAAGAGCAAGAUUCAGGACAAGGAGGGUAUCCCUCCUGAUCAGCAGCGUCUUAUCUUUGCUGGUAAGCAGCUGGAAGAUGGUCGCACCUUGAGCGACUACAACAUCCAGAAGGAGUCAACUCUUCACCUCGUUCUUCGACUUCGCGGCGGCCAGUAA
Molecule: messenger RNA, 918 nt
Organism: Fusarium subglutinans
Lineage: Eukaryota; Fungi; Ascomycota; Sordariomycetes; Hypocreales; Nectriaceae
Product: ubiquitin
Exons: 2
Coding region: 1-918 (305 amino acids)
Biological process (GO): protein ubiquitination; modification-dependent protein catabolic process
Cellular component (GO): cytoplasm; nucleus
Molecular function (GO): protein tag activity; ubiquitin protein ligase binding
Source: RefSeq, a predicted model, not a curated record